AUGGUGAAGACGUUUGCGCAGCAGACGCAGUACCCGUAUCCAUGGACGGCGUGUGUCCAGGCAUUCUUUUUGCGGUACCCUAACCCGCAGGCAUCGCAUGUGCUCACCGUCGACGUGCUCGACCGGCGCAUCGAAGAACGCCCGCCCCGGACGGCCUCCGGGACGCCGUCCGUCGUGCUGUGCACCUCGCGCCUGAUGCUCAAGCGCGGCUCGCUCCCGAGCUGGGCGCCGAAGAAUAUCAUCAAAAGCUCCGAGUCGUGGGUACUCGAGGAGAGCGAGGUGGACCUCACGCCACCCUCGGGCGAUGCACCGCGCACCAUGUCGAUUUGGACGCGCAACUUGGACCACACUGCGGUGCUGGCAGUGACCGAGGCUAUUCGCUUCGCGGAAAACACGGCGGGCGUCCCGCCUGCGCCGCCGACGACGUGCCUGACCAUGUCCGACAUCCGCUCGGAACUGUCAUUUGGGCUGCUGCGGCGACGCAUCGAAAAGUUCGGCCUGAAGCGCUACCUGGCGCACAAGGACACAUCGCGCGACGGUCUGAUCUGGUCGAUUCAGCACCUCGCACACCUUAUCGACCCGAGCAAGGCCGCGUCUGUACAGAAACAAGUCGCGCCGUCCAAAACCAAGACGCAGCGCCUUUUGCACGCGCUCCGCCCGCCGUUCCUCGACGGGUACCCGCUGGGGCCGGUUCAGUGGCUGAAAAGGCGCUGGCGCCAGUGGCGCGACGGGGAGCUGUCGAUGGGGUAUUAG
This is a messenger RNA of Malassezia japonica, 753 nucleotides long. Its product is annotated as aminodeoxychorismate lyase. The coding region runs from base 1 to 753 and encodes 250 amino acids. Gene Ontology annotation, molecular function: phosphatidic acid transfer activity. The transcript has 2 exons. The record is from RefSeq and is a predicted model, not a curated record. Lineage: Eukaryota; Fungi; Basidiomycota; Malasseziomycetes; Malasseziales; Malasseziaceae. Gene Ontology annotation, cellular component: mitochondrial intermembrane space. Gene Ontology annotation, biological process: phospholipid transport.